AUGCCUCAGAGACUACUACAUGCUAGGCUAGGACACCCCGGGAAGCAUAUGGAAGGCAAGCUAAACGCCUUGAUGGAUGAUCUCGGAGACCACUCAUUCUGCCCGUCAUUCUGCUCAAGCUGCACCGAGGCAAAAAUGACAAGAAAGGCCUCCAGGGAGCCGAUGUCUAUUGUGACAGAAAAGCUGGAGAGAGUACACAUGGAUCUUUGGGGGCCAGUUGAGCCAUCAAUGCAAGGAAUGAGGUAUAUGUUGACAAUCACUGAUCAGGCUACCGGGAGGGUUUGGGUUUAUUUCUCCAGAGACAAAAUGAGAAUCAUUGAGAAGAUUAAAGCCUGGGUAGUUGUUGCAGAAGCAGAAUGUCAACAGUACGGAAAAGGUGAGAAGGUCAUGGCCGUGCGCUUUGAUCGCGGAAAGGAGUUUCUAAAUGAGGCAAUGAAGGUAUUCUGCACGGGGAGAGCGAUCCGGAUUGAACCAACGGUAGGCUACCACCCGGAGGGGAAUGGUAUUUCUGAGAGGAGUAUGAGAACUAUAUCAGAAAGGGGGGCUGCUAUGCGGCACGAAAUAGACCUCCCGGCAGCUUAUUGGGAGUUUUCUAACGCAACAGCGGCCUAUCUGAGAAAUAGGGGAGUUGUUAAGGGAAUGACUAAAAGCCCAUGGGAGUUAUGGCGCGGAGAGAAGCCAAGAGCAAGGCACUUAAGAGUGUUUGGAUGUCCUGCCUGGGUGCUGAUCCCUAAAGAAAAGAGAACAAAGCUUCUUAAGAAGGCAUGGCAAGGAGUCUUUGUUGGAUACAAAGAGGAAACAGACAAAAUCUAUCUAGUCUGGAACCCAGCUGAUAAGAAAGUCCACGAGGUUCGAUUCGUAGAAUUCGACGAGAGCAAGUACAUGGACAAUACAAUCAGCCUGAGGCAAGAGUCACAAUCGCAGCAUGACGAUGAGAAGGAAGAUAUAAGGGAGCAUGAGGAGCUCACUGAUGAUGAAACCGAUGCCGGAGAUUCGGCCAAGGACAGGAUAACGGACCAGCAAGCUAUAGAAGCUGAGGAGGAUGACGGAGACGGAGCGGAUGGGAACCCGACCGACCGAGACACUGCAGAUUCCGAGGAAGAGCUCCAAGGAGACACAAUCAUUGUCAAUACAGGAGAGGCGGAUAUAAGCUCUACCGAAGCCGAGGAGAGGCUUAGUCCUAGCAACAACGCUAACUCGGAUCAGCCGAAAACAAGAUCCCAGAUUCGACGAGAGGCCGUGGCAUUAAAAAGAGCAGAAAAGCAACAAGCAGAGCUGGAACGGAGGCAAAGAGAAGAACAGCACAUGGCAGAACGUCUGAAGAAGCGAGGGGAGAGUGGCAGGAAGGAAAGAGCUAUGGUAGCAAGGGCGCUUCUUCAGCCUAAUACAGACAUUUAUGACUUCGACCCGAAGAAGCUUACCUUCCAACAGGCAGUGGAAGGUAGUGAGAAGGACAAAUGGGUAGGAGCCAUAGACGAGGAAGUGCAGAAUCUCAUUCGACGACAGACAUUCUCGGACGAAAUCAAUGAAGUUGACGUGCAAGGAAAAGAAGUAGUCGAUGCGAAGCUUGUAUUUGAUCACAAGAAAGACAAAGACGGGAAGAUACAACGGUACAAAGCACGUCUAGUCGCGAGAGGCUUCACACAGAAACACGGGGUCAACUGCGAGGAAACCUUCGCACCAACGAUCCGACUCGAUGCAAUGAGGAUAAUUUUAGCUUUAGCAGCUAAGAAAGGCUGGAAGAUAUACCAGAUGGAUGCUGUGGCUGCGUUCCUUGCAGCAGACCUAAAGGAAAAGAUUUUUAUGAAAGUGCCAACUGAGCUCCAGCAAUAUUUCGGGAAAUACGUUCAGAUCCUGAAGAGUUUGUACGGAUUAAAGCAAGCUGCAAGAAUGUGGUAUUUGCUAGUGUCGGAUUAUCUUAAGGAGAUAGGUUUCUCACCAAUGGCAGUGGAUCCGACGAUAUUUAGACAUACAGAGUGGGGGGUAAUUAUCGGAGUGCACGUUGAUGACUUUAUGAUUACAGGAGAAGACGAGGUUGCCAUUGAAAAGGUCAAAGAAAAGCUAAAGGGAAGAUUUGAGAUGAAAGACCUCGGAGAAGCAGAGAAUAUUCUCGGAAUUCGGAUUCAAAGGUACAAAGGAAAACUGAUUAUUGAUCAAUCACAGUUUGCGAAGGAAACCGUGGCACAAUUUCUCUAUGAUGACUCAAUGAAGCUCGCAACUCCUAUGGAACCUGAAGCUAUACGGAAGCUCGUUGAAGAACCAGGACGGCCUCUGAACCAUGAUGAAUGGUUAAAAUACGUGGAAUUGCUUGGAAAGCUGAUUUGGCUGUGCAAUACGAGAUUCGACAUUAUAUUUGCAGUGAACAGGAUGGCAUCUUUUACGGUAGAGGCAUGCUGGAACCACUGGAAGGCUUUGCUGCGAAUAUUGGGCUAUGUCAGCAGGACUAUUCACUACGGUAUCACAUAUGGUAGAAAUAACGAGCACGCAGAAGGAGUCGAAGGCAGCAACAUCGACUACUAUUCCAUUGACCACAACAUCGAAGGACACGUCGGCUCUGCAGGCCUGCAGGAUGGGGAAGCAUUCUCUGACACCGACUACGCUACAGAUCCAAGGGAUCGGAAGAGUAUCCUGGGGUUCGUUUUUAUGGUCUACGGAGGCGCAGUUAUGACGUAUAGCAAGAAGAUGAAGUCAGUGGCAAGGUCUACGACAGAAGCAGAGUACGUUGGCAUGGGGGAGGCGACAAAAGCUGCCCUCUGGGGACGUCGACUACUUGCAGAAUUAGAAGGAAAAGGGGAGCAAGCGGUGCCGCUAUUGCUUGGAGAUAAUAAGGGAGCUGUACAGCUAACCCGAGGAGUAUCAAACACGUCGAAAAUCAAGCAUAUUGAUACAGCAUUUCAUCACGUUGUCGAUGAGGUCAAGCAAGGGAGAAUCCAAGUCUUCUGGGUUCCAGGGGAGAAUAUGCUAGCAGAUGGGAUGACCAAGCCUUUGCCUAGGGAGGCUUUCGAGAGGAACAGGAGGAGGAUUGGAAUUGGACCCAUACGCUAUGAUUCACGUUGUAAUUAG
Molecule: messenger RNA, 3063 nt
Organism: Pochonia chlamydosporia 170
Lineage: Eukaryota; Fungi; Ascomycota; Sordariomycetes; Hypocreales; Clavicipitaceae
Product: Reverse transcriptase, RNA-dependent DNA polymerase
Exons: 1
Coding region: 1-3063 (1020 amino acids)
Biological process (GO): DNA integration
Molecular function (GO): nucleic acid binding
Source: RefSeq, a predicted model, not a curated record